UUAUAGAAACAUGAUUCUUUUUAUACAUUUAUUUUUAUUUCUAAGGUGAUUUUUUUAAAGCAUAUUUAACUUUAAUAGGGCAUGUCUAAGUGUACCUAUACCCAACAAAAUCAUACCGAACAUACACGGUAUUUAGAGAUAUUAAAGGGUGAAUUUGUAAAGAAAUUUGAGCUUCUACCAAAGUUUACUAAAACUCCAAAUGAUUUUGACAGAAUCAAGGCAAUUGGUAAUGGCGCCUAUGGUGAAGUUUUUCUAGUUAGAGAUAAGAGUACAUUCACAUAUCACGCCAUGAAAGUCGUGGAAAAAGGUGUAGUGGUUGAAAGGAAACACGUUAAACAUUUGCUGUUAGAAAAGAAAAUUCUUCAAUGUAUUCAAUUUCCUUUUGUUGUAACUUUGGAUAUUGCGUUUAAAGACAACAUUUAUCUUUAUUUUAUACUUCCUUAUAUAAUUGGAGGAGAACUCUUCACUUAUAUACAAAACUAUGGAAGCUUAUCAGACAAUGUAGCCAAAUUUUAUGCUAGUCAAGUAACGUUGGCGUUAGAGUAUUUACAUUAUUGUGACAUUGUGCAUCGAGAUCUCAAGCCAGAAAAUAUUUUAGUUGAUUCAAAUGGUUACAUAAAAAUUUGCGAUUUCGGAUUUUGUAAAGUACUGAAGAAAAAAACUUGGACACUAUGCGGAACACCAGAAUAUUUAGCGCCAGAAGUUAUAAGAUCGAAAGGUUACUCAUUUGCUGUUGAUUGGUGGGCUUUGGGUAUAUUAAUCUACGAAAUGGAGGCUGGACAUCCACCUUUUUACUCAUCUGACCCUAGUAAGUUAUACGAAAAAGUACUUGAUGGUAUAUACAAAUGUCCAGAUAAUAUAGGACCUGAAUGCAAAAGUUUAAUAAAAGGCUUACUACAGGUGGAUCCGAACAAAAGAGUUGGAUCCCUAAAGGGUGGGGUGUAUGAUAUUAAAAGUCACCCGUGGUUUAAAGAUAUUUCAUGGCAGUCUAUAUUAAAUCAGAGGGUGCAACCACCAUUUUUACCCCUAUGCCCUGCGCCCGGCGAUACAAGUAAUUUUCCUGAAAUAUCACAAUCCAAGUUAAAAAGAGCCUCAAAAUGUCUUUUUGGGAAAGAGUUUGAAGCAUUCUGAAGACUUUUAUUCGAAAAGAUUUUGUAUUAUUUAAUAUAUUAUCAAACUUAAAAUAAAUCAUGUUUUCACUACUUAGUUCAUUAACCAAAAAUUAAACACUGUAUCGAAAAUUCAAAGAAAG
Molecule: messenger RNA, 1252 nt
Organism: Achroia grisella
Lineage: Eukaryota; Metazoa; Arthropoda; Insecta; Lepidoptera; Pyralidae
Product: cAMP-dependent protein kinase catalytic subunit 1-like
Exons: 1
Coding region: 82-1131 (349 amino acids)
Biological process (GO): peptidyl-serine phosphorylation
Cellular component (GO): cAMP-dependent protein kinase complex; nucleus
Molecular function (GO): cAMP-dependent protein kinase activity; ATP binding
Source: RefSeq, a predicted model, not a curated record